Messenger RNA from Anopheles cruzii, 2254 nucleotides. RefSeq names its product protein-associating with the carboxyl-terminal domain of ezrin. The record is from RefSeq and is a predicted model, not a curated record. The transcript has 2 exons. Lineage: Eukaryota; Metazoa; Arthropoda; Insecta; Diptera; Culicidae. Bases 96 to 2150 code for a protein of 684 amino acids.
UUGCGAAAAAUUGGUCAAGUGUGGAUAAGAAUUAUGCGAAACACUGUUUCCAAAGUCCCAACGAGUUUAAUUUAGUAGUUCGAAAGCGCGGUGCUAUGGGCAAUGAGCAGUCCCAGCUAAAGGGAGUAGAAAUCAAUAAGAAGGCGAUCCAAGUGACCGACUACUGGUCGGUGUACAAUGGGGAGCUUCCGAAUACGAACGGAACCGUCGGCAACAUAUCGAUCUUCCAGGGCGAAACACUGGUCUCGGGACAGUUUUGGACGAACCAAAACCCGCUCGAGCGCGCGAUAAAAAAUCUUAAGAUCUAUCGACAUCCUUCGAUCCUCCGGUACCACGCGUCAUGGAGCAAAGGUUCCCUGAUGAUGCUGGGCACCGAGCGGUGCCGUCCGCUGGUGAAGUGUUUGAGCGUCACGAGCGACGUACAGAUCUGUCUCGGCCUGCGGAACGUUCUCUGUGCGCUCAUUUUCCUGCUCGAGCAGGCUAGCGUGCGUCAUCUGAGCAUCAGCAUGUUGGCCAUCUACGUCACGGACGACGGUGCUUGGCGGUUGUCCGGGUUCGAGCAUCUCUGGCGGACCAAUGAUUUCAAUCAGACGCUGUUGGAGAAGUCACAACCGUAUCGCUACCCGAAAUCAAUAGACCCGGCCGAACUCAGCAACAAAGGCCUCGCACUCGAGCAGUACGCAUUCGGUGUGAUGUGCGAAGAGAUUUUGCACAACAAAACUGACGCCAACAUUCCGUCGGUCGAGGACUUUAAGGCGUACUGUGGCACGCACCUAAAGCACGCCAAUCCAGCCAUGCGCCCCAACCUGUCGGCGGUGCUACUGCAUCCGAUCUUCAACCAUGACUUCAUACUAAUACAUUCCUUCCUGACCGAGCUGCCCCUGAAAAGCCCUCAGGCGAAGCAAGAGUUCUUUAUCAGUCUAGCCGAUCGGCUGCGUUUAUUCGACCCGGAAACGGUGGCCGAACAGAUGGGCUCGUUACUCCUGUCGCGCAUCGUGCUACUCGAUACGACGGCUCAGCUGUGUUUGACCCCGUACGUGCUGCGCCCGAAGAGCGAUGACCUCUCACCGGCCCUCUUCACGCCCAAACUAUUUUCGGCCUACAUGCUACCCCGAGUGCGCCAGGUAUUCUGUGUGCAGGAUGCGCAGAUCCGCCUCACUCUGCUGGAAUACUUUCCGGCUUACGUAGAAUUUUUCGCCAAGGAAGACCUCCGAGACCACAUUCUACCUCAGCUUUUGCUUGGGAUAAAGGACACGAACGAUGUUCUGGUGGCGAAGACAUUGCUCUGCCUGGCCGAUCUCGUGCCCAUUCUCGGUUCGGCAGUAGUGAUCGGUGGCCAUCGAAGUAAAAUAUUUGCCGACGGACGACCGCAGGGUAUACCGGACGUGGGAAAUGCUUGGAGUGCCGUGCGCUCCAUUACGCCUGUGAUUGGAUCGGGUGAAUUUCUCUCCGGUAGUCCGGUGCCGGAUACCGGCGCUGACACUAAUGCAUCGUUUGCAUCGGUAAUGAUGAACCAAAGCAGUUUCAAUCUGGUACUGCCGGAACGGUUAUCGCCCGAAGGGGAAGACAUCUAUCAGACUAACUCAGACGUGGAGCUGCAGGUGGACGAGUGGAGUGACUGGGAGAAUGAUACCGCCGAACAGCGAGUUCAGGGACAGACUGCCAGAAGUGAACCCGUGGCAACGGUGGAUCGCGACCAACCGUUAGAUCAAGGUGACUCUACUCAGCAGCAGGGAACCGGAGCAGCAUCGAACGAUUCGUCUUCGGCGGCCACUGUUACGGGAGCGAGCAGCGAGCGGUUUGACAUCAAAGUGCAGCCCUCAACGAAAAAGGGUGACCCGGGAGAAGAGUUCGAUUUUUUCAAAGACAUGGAACCAGUCAUACAGAAAGCGAACGUGUUGCUAAUCGCCGAGGACGAGUCCGUUGGCAACUUUACGGCCCACGAGAGUAGGGAAGCUGCCGGAGAGAGACUAAACCCGCCCGACGAGAACCGAAACGAACCAAGGCAGGAAACGCAGCGGCUGAAGGGGAUUGGCAAUGAUAAGGAAGAGGAAGUGCCGCUGGUUAGCAGCAGCCGCCUGGAGAUCAAGGUGGAUGAGAUGGAAGCGACCGAAGAUGGAUGGGGUGACGAGGGCAAUGAAGAUUGGUGAAGCGAUCAUCCAGCACGUAUCUACGUCCGCACUACCACUGUGUACGAUGCUUAAGGAUUUGUUUUUUAUCGGAUCUAUAGCUAAGUAAUAAAUAUAUGUUUAUA